GGGAGUGAGAGUUUAAUGCAGUAUACAUAUACAGCUACCUGCAGUUUGAAACUCUGAUUGGAUAUCCAGAGAAAUUUAUUUAGCAGAGUGCUCUUGGUCUUCCAAAUGGCACAGGCACUCAUAGACUUUCUGACUGAGUGGCAGAUUCGCCGAAACCGCCUGGUGACCAAAGAAGGCCAUUGCAACAUUGAGUUUUCCAAUGUAAGAUACCAAAACUGGAUCAGUUACAUGGUAGAUAUUUGGACGACUUUAGUGGAGAUCCGCUGGACAUUUCUUAUGUUCUUUUUUUCAGCUUCAUUCCUUUUUACCUGGUUUAUAUAUUCACUUUUGUGGUACUGGGUCGGUCGUACAAAUGGUGACUUGUGGUGGCAGUACCCACCAGCCAACCACAGUUUUUGUGUGACUAACCUCUAUGACCUUACCACUGCCUUUCUGUUCUCACUAGAGACACAGACAUUUAUUGCUUACGGCUACCGAGCCCUUACCACAAACUGCCAAGGUGCCGUUGCUGUGUAUGUUUUCCAAGUUAUUCUAGGUGCUAUUAUUCCCUGCUUUUGGGGUGGGGUAGUAAUGGCCAAAAUUGCGUUGCCCAAGAGACGAGCUAAAGGAAUCAUUUUCAGUAAGAUGGCUGUCAUCUGCCCUAGACAAGAUACUCUGUGUCUACAGAUACGAGUGGCUAAUCUGCGCAAAUCAUUGAUGAUUGAAACCCAAGUAUAUGGCAAGCUUAUUAAGACAACAACCACCCCUGAAGGAGAAACCAUCAUCAUGGAUCAGGUCAGUGUUGAAUUCUGUGUAGAAACUGGGAAAGAAAACCUCUUCUUCAUCUCUCCAUUGAACCUCUACCAUGUGAUAGACAAAAACAGUCCAUUCUAUGAUAUGGCAGUGGACACGCUUCAGAACCAAGACUUUGAGCUUGUGGUCUUUAUGGACAGUGUUGCUGAAUAUACCAGCUUCUCUUGCCAAGUAAGGACUUCCUACAUCCCUAAGGAAAUCAUGUGGGGCCACCAAUUUCUCCCCAUCAUCUCCCGCAGCAAAGCAGGAAAAUAUCGAGUGGACUUCUCCAACUUCGCUAAAGUAAUGCCUGUGAACACACCACACUGUGCUCACUGCUUCCACAAUGAGAAAGUGCAUGAACACCCCUCCAGGCAUGGCAGUGACAAUGAGGGCUUCAACUUUGAUUUGUAAAAGAAGAAAACACAAACACCUAUGAACUUUGACAUAUUUAAUAAAACUUUUAAAUUGUAACAAAAUCU
Molecule: messenger RNA, 1253 nt
Organism: Clarias gariepinus (North African catfish)
Lineage: Eukaryota; Metazoa; Chordata; Actinopteri; Siluriformes; Clariidae
Product: ATP-sensitive inward rectifier potassium channel 1-like
Exons: 2
Coding region: 106-1185 (359 amino acids)
Biological process (GO): potassium ion import across plasma membrane; regulation of monoatomic ion transmembrane transport
Cellular component (GO): plasma membrane
Molecular function (GO): ATP-activated inward rectifier potassium channel activity
Source: RefSeq, a predicted model, not a curated record